UUCAUGGAAUCCCUCUGCAAACAAUAAUACAAGGGGAACGCAAGGCUUAGAGGGAAUGAUAAUGUUUAUCAACAUAUAUAAAACCAUGUGUAAAUACAGUGCUAUCUGUAAGCGCUAAACCCAUUGUAUCUAUAGAUAGCUAAAUGUCAGUGAAUGUGAAACCUCUGAUUACUGUGGCACAGGAUGUAAGAAUGGCUGUUUGCUGGCAGUGACAGCGGGAGGACCUGUGCCAGGGAAGUGGUGGCUAAUAACCCGCAGGCUGAUCCAGAAAAGAACAACCAGGUUGGAAAUGCCUCACUGCUUUGCCUAUGGCUGCACCAACCACAGUGGGAAGCUUCCCCAAGCAGUUUCAAUGCAUUCCUUUCCCAAGGAGCUGCCCCUUGCAGAGACGUGGGUGCUCCACAGCCGUACAGAUGUGGGAAACGUGCAGGAUUUUGUACGUGACACGCUGCUAAAAAGCCCAGAGAGCUAUGUGCUAUGCUCAGAGCAUUUUGAAGAAGAGAUGUUUGAGCAGACUUGGGAUUCCCCUGAAUUAAAAAACAAAAGGUCAAGAAGAUUGCUGAAAGCUGAUGCUGUACCAACUUUAUUUGCCACCAGUGCCCCCAAACUACGGAGGCAUGCAGCACACCACCUGAAAAUACAUGAGCGAAAGCAGCUUUUGGACAACCUUCUUGAACAGCAAAAGAAGCCCCAGCUGGUAACAGACCUAGCAAGCAGUCCAACUACAUUGCAAGACUCUGCAGAACAUACGGAGGACGAACAUCUCACUGAUUGCCCCAGGAGGCCUCAGUUACUAAGGAGGAAACUGCUUCCUUACAAGUCACAGUAUUUGAAGCGAAGGUUUACUCCAGUGCCUAGAGCUUUGCAGCGGAAGACCCCAAUCCCAUUGAACAAGGUGGCUGUGUAUUUCUCAGAUAAGGAGUGGGAGAUGCUGGAUGAAUGGCAGAGAGAACUGUAUAAAAAUGUAAUGAGAGAAAAUUAUGAAGCCUUAUUAUCACUUGGCUAUCCAACUGUCAAUCCAAACAUUUUACUCAAAAUCAAGCAGGAGGAGGUGAUGCGCUACACAGCACACUGUUCAUCUGAUGAUCUGGAGCAGCCAGAUAGUCCCACUGGAGGUUACACCAGCUUGGAUACUGACCUAUCGAGAAUUAAUCAAGAUAAGCAUCAUUAUCUAGAAGGCUGUUCAGAUUCAGAGGGUAAAGUCAACGGUUAUGUUUGCUCAUAUAACGUUCCAUUAAAUACCAGCCUGGAAGAAGAUGAUACGUGGAAUGAUACUUUAAAUAUGCAGGAACCGUUGACUGUGAAAUAUAUAUCCCAGGGUUUUAGUAGAAAUAUAAAUGGGGAUCUUUACUCUACAUCCAAAUGGAAAACAAUAAAUAUAUCAAGUAGUGAAAUUGUUAGACCAAAUACUGAUGAAAGAGGAUUAAGUCAUAUCGCAGCAGGAGUACAAAGGGACAAGCAAUACAGCUGGUUCUGUGGUGACAAACCCUUGUCUCAGCUCUCUGAUAUGAUGCAUAAGCAAGGGAUGCCAGUGGAGCUGAGACCGUACAAAUGCUCAGAAUGUGACAAGAGCUUUACUGUUAAAUCCAACCUCAUAAAGCAUCAUCGUAUUCACACAGGAGAGAGACCAUACAAAUGUACGCACUGCUCAAAAAGCUUUAGUCGGAACUCACAUCUGAUUACUCACCAGCGAACACAUACAGGAGAGAGGCCUUAUAAGUGUAAUGAGUGUGACAAGAGCUUCAUUCAGAACUCUGUACUCAUUCAACACCAGAGGAUUCACACUGGCGAGAGACCCUUUAAAUGCAAUGAAUGCAACAAAAGCUUCAGCCAGAAAUCAUGUCUCAUCCGUCAUCAGAGAACUCAUACCAGAUAAGGCAGGUUAAAAGCUUGCUAAAUCUAAAAGGUGCUGGAAUCUUACAUGGGCUUGUUGAGCUUGUGGCCCACCAUUGAAAUUGUAAGAUUCAACUAAGACCAAGACCAAACCUGUAGAUAUGUAACAGAAGCAAUAAAAUGAUCUGCAGUGUCUUUGAACUGUAGAGCAUGGAAAGAUGCAGAUCAAAAGAGAAAUACAACCUUGUAAAAGGUAUAGCUAUAAUGUUUAGUAGACCAGAUAUUACAGUACAAGCUGUUGUACAUGGUGUUGCCUUUAAUCACUCUUGCAACUCAAGGAGUAAAAAAUGCUCCUGUUAUGGAGCUGUAAAAGUGUAACGCAAUAUUUGAAACAAACACUAGUACAAACAUCUCAAAAACUUUAUACAAAUAAAUAUAAUCAGUUAUUCAGUUUGAGCCUAAACAAUCUAUUUUGUAUUUACUGUAUAUGAUACCAAUAGAUACAGAGGUCAUGCACAAAUCUUUCCUAUUUUUUUUUUUUCCAAGAAAUGUUAUGAGAUUUUGCAAAACUACAGUAUUCAGUGGAACCUUUAAUAAACAAUAUUUAUGAACUACAGAA
This is a messenger RNA of Bombina bombina (fire-bellied toad), 2452 nucleotides long. Its product is annotated as zinc finger protein 75A. The record is from RefSeq and is a predicted model, not a curated record. Gene Ontology annotation, biological process: negative regulation of transcription by RNA polymerase II. The transcript is spliced from 8 exons. Lineage: Eukaryota; Metazoa; Chordata; Amphibia; Anura; Bombinatoridae. Gene Ontology annotation, molecular function: DNA-binding transcription repressor activity, RNA polymerase II-specific. Bases 290 to 1876 code for a protein of 528 amino acids.